GGCGCCGCCGCCGCCGCCCCUCUCCCUCAGCCCCCGGGCGGGCGGCGAGGAGCCGGCGCUGCCUCUGACUGACGGGCAUCCUCUGCGCUUUUUCUUCGCCUUCUCAGGGGCCGCUGCAGCUGCCGCUGGAUCGGAGAGGCUGAGGAAGAGGCGGCGGCGGCGGCGGCAGCAGCAGCAGCGGUGCUGAAGCGGGGGGCUCCCUCGCUCUCCUCCCUCCCCUCGCGAGCAGAGACGCCUCAGCCAUGGAUGAGCAAAGCGUUGAGAGUAUUGCCGAAGUGUUCCGAUGUUUCAUUUGUAUGGAGAAACUGCGUGAUGCACGUCUCUGUCCACAUUGCUCCAAGCUGUGCUGCUUCAGCUGUAUUCGGCGUUGGCUGACCGAACAAAGAGCCCAGUGCCCCCACUGUCGGGCUCCGCUGCAGCUCCGAGAGCUGGUCAACUGCCGCUGGGCCGAGGAGGUGACCCAGCAGCUCGACACCCUCCAGCUCUGCAACUUGAACAAGCAUGAGGAGAAUGAAAAGGACAAGUGUGAAAAUCAUCACGAGAAGCUCAGUGUGUUUUGCUGGACAUGCAAGAGAUGCAUCUGCCACCAGUGUGCUCUUUGGGGAGGAAUGCACGGAGGGCAUACCUUUAAGCCACUCGCUGAAAUCUAUGAGCAGCACGUCACCAAAGUGAACGAGGAGGUGGCCAAGCUUCGCCGGAGACUCAUGGAGCUGAUCAGUUUGGUGCAAGAAGUGGAAAGGAAUGUAGAAGCCGUACGCAGCGCCAAAGACGAGCGUGUUCGGGAAAUCAGGAAUGCCGUGGAGAUGAUGAUUGCCAGGCUGGACACCCAGCUGAAGAACAAACUGAUAACACUAAUGGGCCAAAAGACAUCCCUCACUCAAGAAACGGAACUGCUGGAGUCCCUCCUGCAAGAAGUGGAACACCAGCUGCGUUCCUGCAGUAAAAGCGAACUCAUCUCCAAGAGCUCCGAGAUCCUGAUGAUGUUCCAGCAGGUCCACCGGAAGCCCAUGGCCUCUUUUGUCACCACUCCGGUCCCUCCAGACUUCACAAGUGAGUUAGUGCCAGCGUACGAUUCGACGACCUUUGUCUUGGAGAACUUCAGCACUCUGCGCCAGCGGGCAGAUCCCGUUUACAGCCCACCUCUUCAAGUUUCUGGGCUCUGCUGGAGGCUGAAGGUUUAUCCAGAUGGAAAUGGAGUGGUCCGUGGCUACUACCUAUCUGUGUUUCUCGAGCUGUCAGCUGGAUUGCCGGAAACAUCCAAGUAUGAAUACCGUGUGGAAAUGGUCCACCAGUCCACCAACGACCCUGCGAAGAACAUCAUCCGGGAGUUUGCAUCUGAUUUUGAAGUCGGGGAGUGCUGGGGCUACAAUCGGUUCUUUCGGCUGGACUUGUUGGCUAAUGAAGGCUACUUGAACAGGCAGAAUGACACAGUCAUCUUAAGGUUCCAGGUGCGUUCUCCUACUUUCUUCCAGAAAUGUCGGGACCAGCACUGGUACAUUUCUCAGCUAGAAGCUGCCCAGACAAGCUACGUCCAGCAAAUAAAUAACCUUAAAGAGAGGCUUGCAAUCGAGCUUUCCCGUACCCAGAAAUCCCACGGCAUGUCUCCUCCGGACACCCACCUCAGUCCUCAGAGUGACGAUGGCCCCGAGACGAGACCCAAGAAGUCCGGGCUCCCUUCGGAAGUGCUUCUUGAGGCGGUGGCCAGCACAGCAUUGCCCAGAGACGCCCAGGACGAAGAGGAGGAGAAAAGGCAGCACGGGGACUCCCACCACGAGCUCUCGGAUGGGGACUUUGAUGUCGACCUUGCCGGGGAGGAAGAGGCCAACCCCCUCGACGGCAGCAGCUCCUCGGCCAGCUCAACGGCCACCAGCAACACGGAAGAAAACGACAUUGACGAGGAGACCAUGUCUGGGGAGAAUGAUGUCGAAUACAGUCACAACAUGGAGCUGGAGGAAGGCAACCUUGUGGAGGAAGCUGCCGCGUCUGCCACAGCGGGUGCCUCAGGCGGGAGCCACAGCUAUCCCACCAGUAGCAGCAGCAGCAGCCGCAUGUCGAGGCGGGGAGGAGGCGGCACGCUGGGCUCUCCGGCCAGUGGCAGCCUGCUUGACAUAGACCCCUUGAUCCUGAUCCACCUGCUGGACCUGAAGGACCGCAACGGGAUGGAAACCCUGUGGGGCCUGCAGCCCCGCCCCCCGGGCUCCCUGCUACAGAACCGAGUCUCCUAUUCCUUGAAGGAGAGGGAUCAGCGGAGGCACCAGGCCAUGUGGCGGGUCCCGCCGGACUUGAAGAUGCUGAAGAGACUGAAGAGCCAGAUGGCCGAAGUCCGCAGCAAGAUGUCGGACGUGAAGAACCAGCUCUCGGAGGUCCGGAGCAGCAACGCCACCUCUUCCGACGGGCCGACGGCGGCUCACUUCCCUGGCGACCAGGCGGCCCUGGCUGCAUGUGGGGCUGAGAGCUACAGCAAGCUGCAGGAGCUCCUGACCAAGUCCUCCCUGUCUGGCUGCUACAUCCGGAAUGCUGCGAAUAAGAAGAGCCACUUGGCCAAAGCUGGCCGGGUGGGGGCGACGGGCAGUUUGUCUCUCCGGAGAGCCAUGGACUGCGGGGACGGCCAUCUUCGCGCCAAGGGAGACUGCCAGGUGUCCUCUGAAGGCUGCCUAGGAAACGUGAAGCCCAUCAGCAGGCACGGCUCCCCCAGACUCUCGGCGAACGGAAGCACCUCAGAGGCGGCAUCUAAGCCCGAAGACAGACUGUGCGACGUCUCGGAUUCCGAUGUGGGGCCUUCUGCUGCUUUAAGUGGCCUAAUACCCAUGGAAAAGCCAAGAAAAGUGGCUGCUCUGGGGUCAAAUUCAAAUCGGUGCCGUGUGGAAGCAGCCGAGCUGGUUGACUUGGAAAACAACCCCGAAGUGGAGGAGCUGCAGGCCGUGCUCUCGGACGGUGCCUCCGCAGGCCCAGGAGAAGCCGGGCUCUGCCAGAAGCAUGUCCUUCACCUCCUGCCGGGCAUGAGCAGCGACAGCGACAUCGAGUGCGACACGGAGAACGAAGAGCAGGAGGAGGCUGAGGCUGAGGCGGCGGCGGCGGCGGCCUGUGCCACCCGAGACAUUUUCAGCCAGGCCUUCCAGGCCCAGCCUCUGAAUGACGCCUUGGAGCUGUGCUCCGUUUUCCCGGAAGGUGACCAGCUUUGCCCCGAAGAGCUCCCCUUUGCCACCGGAAAGGACGGCGCGAGGUAGGGGCUGUCCGAGGCUGAUUCGUGCCCGCCAGCUUGCGAGCUGGGGCAGUGCAUGUGGGGGAGGGGGACGCUUCCUCCGUCCCCCCGCGUCGUUUCCGGUAAUGUCCCAUGCACACGUUCUCCCCCUUCUCCCUGUCCUUGAGCUGAUGAACUUGCUGUCCUGCUUUUCUGCACCUGCUGGGUCUGGAUCCACACCCCGCGUGCCUCCGGAGGGGGCUGGAGCCUCAGCCGUGCCCCUCUGGCUACCUGUUGGCUGAGGAGUUUGGGGCCUCCUCCCCCCCCGCCCCGCUUGAGUCCAAGCUGCCUGUUGCCAAAUGCUCUCUCUGUCUCACCACUGUGCACUGCACGGCAGCCGUGCUGGGCUGUCCUGUGAAGCUCUGCUGAAUGGGCUGUCGCCUUCCGAGCCCAGGUUACUGUCUGCGUGUGUCCUGCGUCCUCCUGAAUGUUGUGUCUGCCGGAAGGAUCCAUUCCACAAUGUGAUGUUUAACUGUUGUACAAAUUCAUAUAGUUCAGAGGGAAAUGGUUUGCACUCUUUUAACUAAUAAAACCCAAGUGGGAAGGAGUGGGCUUCUGCCUUGUGUGCCGCGAGCGUGGCCGCCCAGAGGGAAAGCGGCGGCUACUGCCCCAGAAAUGCUGGCUGAAGUGCCUCAGCCGCGCCUUGCCCCAGGUGCCGUUGGCAAACCCUGUGUCCUGUCUCCGCUGUGACCACGGAGGACUAGUGAGGCAUGUGCAGACAGCCUCGUCCUAACAGGCCCAUGUCAAGACCCUGCCUUUUAAAAAGAAAGCCCAACUGCUGGUGGUAGAUGGCACCAUCGGGGGGAAGGUGUGUGGUGGUGGUCCUUAUCUUUUGGGGGGGAAGGGAAUGGAAAGUAACAGGGCGGGGGGGGGGAGCUGAACAAGAACUGCCCCAGAGGGGCUAUUCUGGCUCUCUUUAAACCUUGGGCCGUGGGAGCAACCAGGCUUCGUCCUGGGGGCACUGCAAGGGCCCGCCUUUCAAAAUCGCCCCAUUCUGCCUCAGCAGCCGAGAUGCAAAACCUGUUAAGCAAGCUGGAGUUUUACCCGGGGGCGGGGGCGGGAGGGACACACACACACCCCUGGGGUGGUGUUUGGCCUUUAAAUAAGCAGACAGAGAAGAGGUUAACGUUUGCUGUUUUAUUAAGAUACUGGUAGAAGUUGAACAUAGUCCUUACCUUUUGUGAACAGCUUUAAUAAAUAAAGUAUGGCUAAUACAUGA
Hemicordylus capensis (graceful crag lizard) is the source of this 4460-nucleotide messenger RNA. RefSeq names its product tripartite motif containing 37 (gene TRIM37). Gene Ontology annotation, molecular function: ubiquitin protein ligase activity; ubiquitin protein ligase binding; tumor necrosis factor receptor binding. Gene Ontology annotation, biological process: negative regulation of centriole replication; protein autoubiquitination. Gene Ontology annotation, cellular component: peroxisome; aggresome. The record is from RefSeq and is a predicted model, not a curated record. NCBI's taxonomy places the organism in Eukaryota, Metazoa, Chordata, Lepidosauria, Squamata, Cordylidae. The transcript has 25 exons. The coding region runs from base 243 to 3227 and encodes 994 amino acids.